Amyelois transitella is the source of this 5277-nucleotide messenger RNA. RefSeq lists its product as uncharacterized. Gene Ontology annotation, biological process: DNA integration. The record is from RefSeq and is a predicted model, not a curated record. Lineage: Eukaryota; Metazoa; Arthropoda; Insecta; Lepidoptera; Pyralidae. The transcript has a single exon. Gene Ontology annotation, molecular function: nucleic acid binding. Bases 1 to 5277 code for a protein of 1758 amino acids.
AUGAGUGUGAAUAAAUCAAUCGUUAUCCAAAAAGAAAGACUUGCCAAGUUAUUAAAAGCUGAAAGUAAUUACAAAAAGAGUCCGAAGGACAGAAUAACACGAGGAUAUAUAGAAACUAGACUAGAAAAUGUUGAUGCUUUAUGGAAAGAAUUUAAUCAGGAGCAUUAUAAUAUUUACGGUUCAGCAACUACAGAAGAAAUCAAAACUCAAGAGUAUUUUGUUAAAGGGAUAUACGAUAUUUUUGAAGAAACUUACACUCACUACAAGGGCUGUUUAAGAGAGGCUCUUCGUGGAACGGGAGAUGUCUUUGAGGAAGCCCAAGGGUCCAUGGAAUCUCAGUCUGUCGUAGAAAAACACAGGUCCAACGAAGUCAAAUUACCAAAAAUCGAGUUACCAAAAUUCUGUGGUAAAUAUGAGGACUGGCAGCAAUAUUUUGAUCUUUUUACCUCACUUAUACACAAGAACCGUAGCUUGUCCGCUGUAGAAAAACUGCACUAUCUUAAAAGUACUUUAUCAGGCGAAGCUGAAGUUCUAAUAAGAAAUUUGCCCACCACGGAUUUAAACUACGAUGCUGCCUGGAAAAAAUUGAUAGCUCGAUACAACAACAAAAGGUACAACUUAAACAUAAUACUCAAGAAUUUAUUCAGUCAAAAACAAAUAACUAGCGAAUCAGCCCAUGCAAUUAGAAGUUUGUUGGAUACAACAACGUCGUGCAUCACCUCAAUUAAUAAUUUAGGAAUCGAGACAAAGCAGUGGGAUGUCAUCCUCAUUUUCUUAGUGGUGUCCAAGCUAGACAAUGAAUCACUCCGUCAAUGGGAAGUCAAUACCAGUGGAAUUGCAUCCGAUGCCUUACCUUCGUGGUCUGAUCUGGUACUAUUUUUAGAAUCUCGUUUUCGGACACUGGAAAUGAUUGACAGUGGUAAACAAAUUUCCAAGGCUCCUCAAUACAAACGUACAGAGAAGGUUAAAUCAUUUGCAUCAGUUCACGACAACAUUACAAAACAUCAAUGUACUAUGUGUUCGGGAGAUCAUUUUCUCUACCAAUGCAAGAGCUUUGGACAACUAAUACCACGUGAGAGACAAGAGUUUGUACAGACCAAAUCGCUAUGUUAUAACUGCUUAUCACCCACUCACUCAGUAUACAAAUGUCGUUACACAACAAGUUGCCGUAGAUGUGGUAGACGACAUCACUCCUUGCUUCAUCAAGAGAAGGAGAAACAGCAAGAGCUUACCAAUAAAUCGGAAAACAAUCACGCGCACACACAAUCACAGCGACAAAAUCAAGCAGAUAUUCAACAUUCAUCACCCAAUCAUGGCGUGAACGUCGUUGCCAAUUUUGCGAAGGAAGAAACGGUCAUCGGUUCAGCUGACGUUCUUUUGGCAACGGCCAUUGUGAAAGCGUAUUCAUUCAACGGGAAGUAUUGUCUACUGCGUGCCUUGAUCGACCAAGGCUCUCAAGCCUCCUUUGUAACAGAAGAGACUGUUCAGACGUUAGGCCUUAAACGUAUACCUGUUAGCGGCUGCGUGUCAGGGGUAGGAGAUGGUCGACUGCAUAUAAGACAUAUGGUUUCUUUCCGUAUUGAGUCUCGUAGGGACCCAAGUAAAUGUAUUCAAAUUUCUGCUUACGUAUUAAGAUCUCUUAUUUCGCGUUUGCCUUCUAGCAAACCCUCAUCACCUGAUUGGUCAGAAAUCGAGAACCUAUCACUGGCCGAUCCAGGAUUUAUUUCACCUGGUAGAAUCGACGUUUUACUAGGAGCCGAAGUAUACGGCGACAUCAUUUUGAAUGACAUCAUCAAACACCCAGAGGGACACUUAUUAGCACAAAACACUAUCUUUGGGUGGAUCAUUUCAGGUAAGGUGCCGCAAGGAGCACCAACUGAUGUCACAAAAAUGGUAAGUUUAAAUAUUCAAGUCAAAGAAGACUUUUUACUCAAACAGUUUUGGGAGUUAGAAAAUGAGCCAAACUCAAUUCAAAAGAAAUUCAGCAAGAUGGAAGAAAAAUGUGAAGAGUUUUUUGAUUUAACUACUACUAGAAACAAGGAAGGUAGGUUUGUGGUUAGAUUGCCUUUUAACAGCGAUGAUCCAGAGUGUCAAUACGGAGGAUUAAAGGAGAUAGCACAGAAAAGAUUUUAUCAUUUGGAGAAGAAGCUACAGAAGAACCCGAAAUUAAAAGAAGAAUAUGGUAAGGUAAUGCAGGAAUAUCAGGACCUGGGUCACAUGAAGGAAAUUAAGGACGAAGCAAUUCAUCCAAAGGCAGUGUAUUUUCCACAUCACGCCGUCGUAAGGGAAGACAGAGAGACGACAAAAUUACGUGUUGUUUUCGACGCAUCAUGUAAGGGCGCGAACGGCGUUUCGUUGAAUGACAACCUCCUUAUGGGUCCCAAACUACAGCAAGAUUUAAGGCACAUUUUGAUGAGAUGGCGAAGAUUCCCAAUAUGUAUAGUUGCAGACAUAGUCAAAAUGUACCGGCAGGUACGUAUACACGAUGACGACACACGCUUUCAAAGGAUAUUAUGGAGAUUCAACCCAGAUGAACCACUGGGUCAAUUCGAGUUGCUUACACUCACCUUUGGAACAGCAUGUGCACCUCAUCUAGUAGUAAAAUCACUGCAACGUUUAGCAGACGAUGAACAACUCAACUUCCCUACAGCAUCAGAAGUCACGAAACGAGAUUUCUAUGUCGACGAUUUAAUGACAUGCUGUGAAACAGAAGAAGAAGCUAUUCAAAUUUAUACUGAAAUGAACAAGCUAAUGGAAGCGGGCGGUUUUCAAUUACAGAAGUGGAGUAGCAACAACAAGGUAUUGCUCCAGUUCAUCGGUCAAGAUAAUCAGAAAACAGCUCCAUCAAUUUACAUUAAGGCUGACAACAUGGUAAAAGUUCUGGGCAUUUGUUGGAACAGAGAUUCAGACGAAUUUCAAUAUACAGUAGAGUUACAUGAAGUUAAUAAAUCACCAACAAAGCGCCAGGUGUUGUCUGAUAUUGCUCGUAUAUACGACCCAAUGGGUUGGAUUGCUCCAGUUGUUUUAACUGCAAAGGUUUUCAUUCAAAAAUUGUGGAAGUCUGGGUUGUCUUGGGAUGAUGAACUUCCUGAAGAUUUGUUACACGAAUGGCUCAAAUACAGAGCUGAACUCUCAGAACUAAAAACCAUAUUUAUUCCAAGAUGGCUAAAUUUUAAUCAAGGUUGUGAAGUUGAAUUGCAUGCCUUCGCAGACGCAUCUCAAAUGGCUUACGCUGGAGUGGUGUACUUUCGAACAAUAAACUCUAAUGGCGAAAUUCACGUACACCUACUUACUUCAAAAACAAAAGUAGCUCCGAUUGAGAAACAACUAUCAAUUCCACGAUUGGAAUUAUGCGGAGCGGUUUUAGCUGCAAAAUUGCUUAACGAAGUGGCACAAGUUAUGAAUGUACCUAAGCAUAGGCUCUACGCAUGGACAGACUCCACCGUUGUUUUGGCGUGGCUUCGUGGAUUGCCAUCAAGAUGGACAACCUUCGUUAGCAAUAGAGUAUCGGAAAUUCUUAACAUUAUAGAAAGUAGUCAGUUUAAUCAUGUUGGUACGAAGUUCAACCCCGCGGAUUGCGCAUCCAGAGGGCUACAACCAUCUGAUCUCAAAAGAGAGAAGCUCUGGUGGAGUGGACCAAUAUUCCUUUAUGAAAGAAAUAUUACAUUUUCAAAAUUAGACUACACAACACAAGAAGAAACAAGAGCUAGUAAAUCACAGAAAAUCAAGACUUUAGUUGCACUGAAAAAAGAAGACGAAAAUCAACACUUGAUAGAAGAAGAAAAGAAUUUCUUUUGGAGUAAAUAUUCAUCGCUGAAGAAAAUGUUGCGGAUUGUCUCAUAUGUGAGGAGAAUUUUUAGUUUUAGAUUACAAAAUAUCGAAAGGGAGAAGUAUCCGGAUUAUAUCACAGCGAAAGAAAUGAAUGAUUCUUUAUUAAGUUGUGUUAAGAGAGUACAACAUCUGUGGUUCAAGGAGGAAAUCGCGCAACUUAUGUCUGGAGGUUAUGUCCCUAAGAAAAAUUCAAUGCACGCUCUCAACCCCUUUUUAGACGAAAUGGGACUUCUGAGAGUAGGUGGCCGAAUAAAUUUAUCACAUUUGAGUUACGACGAACAACAUCCCUUAAUAAUGCCUGAGAUGAGUCUUCUUACCCAGGUCAUUGUAGAGGAUGCUCAUAGCUCAACGAUGCAUGGUGGACCUCAAGCUAUGCUCAAUUACAUAAGAAGCAAAUUUUGGAUAAUACAUGCUAGAAUAUUACUCAAGAAAUUGUUUCGACGUUGCGUCACAUGUAUUAGGUAUUCUCAACGUAAAGUCACCCCACUGAUGGGUCAGUUACCGGAAGUUCGUUUGAAACCAAAUAAGGUUUUUAUGUCAUCAGGUGUGGACUACGCGGGCCCCAUAAAUCUCAGAUUUUCUCCUGGUAGAGGAGCUAAAUCCUACAAAGGCUACGUUUGCUUAUUUGUUUGCAUGGUAACACGCGCUAUCCACAUAGAAGUGGUAUCUGAUUUGACUUCCAAGGGUUUUAUUGCCGCUUUUCGUAGGUUUGUUGGUCGUCGUGGUCGUUGCACCGACUUGCAUUGCGACAAUGGCACUAACUUUGUUGGUGCUGACAAAGAGCUCAGAGAAAUUUUCAACGCAACUAAAUCAAAAAUUCCUCAAGAGAUUGCGGAAUUAUUAGCUAUGGAAGGAACAAAGUUCCAUUAUAUUCCACCUCUUAGUCCUAACUUUGGUGGUCUUUGGGAAGCAGGUGUGCGCUCAGUUAAGACACAUUUAAAGAAGGUGAUAGGGGAUCGUACUCUGACCUAUGAGGAAAUGUGUACGGUUUUAGUGCAGAUCGAAUCUUGCCUCAAUUCUCGACCACUUACUCAGUUAAGUGAACAUUCAGUCGACCCUCUCCCCUUGACGCCUGGUCAUUUUCUAGUAGGUGAACCUCUCAUUAAUGUAUGUGACAAUAAUUUUGCGAAUCAAACUGAAAAUGUUAAUUUAACUAGUAGAUGGAAAUUAGUCCUAAAAAUUGCGAAUGAUUUCUGGCAUAGAUGGUCAAAAGACUAUUUAUUAAAUUUAGAUAAGAGAUAUAAAUGGACUACAAAAAAAUCAGAACCUGAUGUUGGUGAUAUUGUAAUUGUUAGAGAGGAUAAUCUUCCUCCAACUAAAUGGAUUCUUGGUAGAAUCAUUGAAACACAUCCAGGCAAAGAUAACAUCACUCGUGUUAUUACGAUAAAAUGCAAGGACAAAUUGUUGAAACGUCCUAUAAAUAAACUUUGUUUACUGCCUAAAUAA